Molecule: messenger RNA, 844 nt
Organism: Aspergillus candidus
Lineage: Eukaryota; Fungi; Ascomycota; Eurotiomycetes; Eurotiales; Aspergillaceae
Exons: 1
Coding region: 250-837 (195 amino acids)
Source: RefSeq, a predicted model, not a curated record
CCAACGUUUCACUGAUUCUGUAGAAAUCAUGAGGCUUAGUCCAAAUUGGGCAUGUUUGCUAUCCCCGGGAAGAGGCGACACCACAGACAAAGACGGGAUCAUCCUUGUCCUCUCUGGUCGGGACCAGUCCAGAAUUUCGACAGUCAGAUCAAUAGAUGCUUUGUGUAGCCCAGCUCUCAACAUACGCGCCCUGAUUUGUGUGUAGAAACGAGAUAAUUGAAGCAGGCGAAGUUCACAGAGGAUAGUGGUAUGUAUGUUGCUGUUUGGGGUAUUAUAACUUCCUUUCCACCGUGGAAGGUCACACAGUACAUACUUAUUGGUACGCGCAGUUGCUCGAGGAUAUCGAGUAAUUCGGCGGGAAGAUCUCGUGGUUUGCGCUACCCUCCUCCAUGCAUUGGCAUGGUUCGUUCUGAAAAUUCAGCAAUGUCCCUUACACCUGCCCAUUUUCUGUUAGGACACUCCAGUUCCAUUUUGAAUUUACCCACGGAGCCGGCCCCGGCUGGUCCUGCAAGCGUUUAUUGCAAGCGACUCAUACAAGAUCAGCAAAUUGUGGUAAUCAAGUCCUUCAUACCUUCCCAACUUGAAUUAGAAACAGAGCUCAUCGUAGGCCGCUCGACUCAUUGGCUUCUGGCUUCUGGCCAAUUUCGUGUUAAGAGUGAAAUACCGUGCGAAACCAUCGGAUUUCUCGCGGCUCUUGCAGGGUUUUCCGUGAAGAAUUGUCAGCCUAGGAGAGUAACCCGACUGCUGGGUAAUGGCAAUCAAAGCAGACCUCCCCCCUUACAUCGACAGGACGCCUGUAUUGGGGCAUGGGCCUUUAGUUUCUUUCCUUUUGCGUGAAGAUUGC